AACCGACUUUCAGACCGUCAUUGACGCUUCACAUGCAUGCGGACUGAGCGUCAACAUGUCUAAGUGCGAGAUUUUUGUCAGCGGAGGCACAGCGGAAGAACAAGAAGCAGCUAUCAAAACUUUCUUGGGUCUUUUCCCAACUGUAUCAGUCGCUGUGGCGGAAGAUUUGUGCUUGUUGGGUGCACCACUGAUGAAAUGCGGCAUCAAGUCAGCAGUACAGCAGAAAACGGAAGUUAUGCGUCUAAUAGCCAGUCGUCUGGAAUUAAUACCCAAACAUCAAGCGUUUUCCCUUCUAAAGUGCAGUCUCAGCGCGCCAAAGGUCAUUCACCUUUUGCGUUGUUGCCCAUCUUUCGAGGCUCGGGAUAGCCUCUGCGAGUUCGACGAAGUCUUAAGAGUGUCGCUGGAAUCAAUCUGUAAUGUUCGUUUGGACACAACCGCGUGGCGUCAAGCUUCACUGCCAGUGCGCUGUGGUGGUCUCGGUAUCCGACGGGUAGAAGAAUUAUCUUUGCCGGCUUAUCUAGCCUCGAUUCACGCUACCCAAGGUCUGGUUUCCCGACUACUGCCGCACCAAGGAGGAGUUAAUGUGUCAGAUCACGUUGCCCUUUGGAGGUACCUCUCCGACGACGCAUCGCCUCCGUUGCCAGAAAGCCGAAAUUCCCAACGCGCAUGGGACACACCAUACUGUAUGGCCGAACAGGCAACUCUGCUGCACGAGGCUGUAGAUCCCACCACUAAAGCCCGACUACUGGCUUCCGCAACCCCAGAAUCAGGCUAUUGGACGCACGCACUUCCCUCGUCCUCAAUUGGCAACCUCCUAGAUGACGAGUCGUUUCGGAUCGCCGUCGCAAUUAGACUUGGCGCACCAGCGUCAUCCGAUCACCGGUGCAGGUGCGGAAGUGAUGUCACCGCGGAUGGCCAUCAUGGUUUAAGUUGCAAGUUUUCGGCGGGUAGACGGCCUAGACACGACUGCAUCAACGAUAUCUUGCGCCGGGCACUGGGUUCGGCAGGCAUCCCCGCUCGAACGGAACCAAGAGGCAUGCACCAUGAAAACGGAACGGGCCCUGACGGAAUCACCACCUUUCCAUGGACAAGGGGACUCUGUCUGGCAUGGGACGUAACAGUUGUUGAUACGGUCGCCCGUUCUUAUUUGGAACACACAAGCGUGAAGGCCGGAGCGGCAGCGGAUCAGGCUGAAGCUGAGAAAGUAUUGAAAUACAGCUUCCUGACAGGACGAUACGAGUUUGCCGCUGUCGGCUUCGAGACAUUCGGUAGUUUUGGUACAUCUGCCAAGCCAUUUGUUAAUGAGAUUGGGAAGAGAAUUUCGCUACAAACCGGCGAAAUUCGCAGCCUCGAGUAUUUAAAACAGAAUAUUUCUUUGGCAAUUCAAAGGGGUAACGCUGCUUCUAUAAUUGGUACUGUUGAAAACGUUGUUUCUUUUAAUCGCAAAUAGACCUUGAUAUUG
This is a messenger RNA of Paramacrobiotus metropolitanus, 1462 nucleotides long. RefSeq lists its product as uncharacterized. The transcript has a single exon. Bases 56 to 1450 code for a protein of 464 amino acids. The record is from RefSeq and is a predicted model, not a curated record. NCBI's taxonomy places the organism in Eukaryota, Metazoa, Tardigrada, Eutardigrada, Parachela, Macrobiotidae.